This is a messenger RNA of Penaeus vannamei (Pacific white shrimp), 482 nucleotides long. The record is from RefSeq and is a predicted model, not a curated record. NCBI's taxonomy places the organism in Eukaryota, Metazoa, Arthropoda, Malacostraca, Decapoda, Penaeidae.
AGGAUCUGAGAAGACACAUACUCACUCAUACUGGGGAAAAGCCAUAUCUCUGCCCUUAUUGCACCCACAGGGCAGCACUCAAGGGAAACUUGAAAGUGCAUAUUAUAACUGUUCAUGGAAAGUCUGUUAUGGUGCGUUGUCAAUGGAGGGUACGUCUUCUGUGCACCUCCACUUGGGUAUGAGCCCCCGGCGACUGUUGGCUACUACCCAGCGGCACCCUAGUACACGUCGGCAACCCAACCCACGCCAGCUAUUGGCCCAACCCAGAAAGCAUCCUUGUCCUCAGUGUACCCGUAUCUUCUCCAGCAUACGCGACUUGGACCGUCACUUCCUUACUCACACAGGCGAGAAGCCCUACGAAUGUCCGCACUGCCCACACCGGGCUAACAGGAAAGGCAAUCUCAAGACCCACAUCAGAGCGCUUCACCCAGAUAGUGUCAUGUGAAGAUCAGAUACUGUUGAUUUUGUGUAGAAGAAAAAAA